Symbiodinium sp. CCMP2592 is the source of this 208-nucleotide messenger RNA. Lineage: Eukaryota; Dinophyceae; Suessiales; Symbiodiniaceae. The record is from the annotation of a GenBank genome assembly.
AUGCCACGUCUGCUGCUCUGCGUGUGGCUGGGCAGCGCCUUGCGAAGCGACUUUGAAGAUUCGGCGGUCCUGCGAUCCGAGCUGGAAGAUGCAGAUCUUGAGAUGAACAGCGCCCAGCCGAGCAGUGCAAGUGGCCUGGGAACUGCCGUGAUGAUGCUUAUGCAGCAAGCAGACAGUUUCUAUGCCAGUGAAGAGAUGACGGCAGAAC